UGUAAGAAGCAGCAGCAGCAGCAGCAGCCACAGCAGCCAGCCAGCCACACACACACACACACACACACACACACACACACACACAAAUUCUUCCUCAGAUCCUCACCUAAGCUUUCAGUAUAUCCAGAUCCGCAUCUUCACUCAAGCCGGGAGAGGGAAAGAGGAAAGGGGGGGAGGAAAAAAAAGCCAACAACUUAGCGGAAACUUCUCAGAGAAUGCUCCAAAACUCAGCAGUGAUUCUGGUGCUGGUUAUCAGUGCUGCUGCAACGCACGAGGUGGAACAGAAUGACUCUGUGAGCCCCAGAAAAUCCCGGGUGGCGGCUCAAAAUUCAGCUGAAGUGGUUCGCUGCCUCAACAGUGCCCUGCAGGUUGGCUGUGGGGCUUUUGCAUGCCUGGAAAACUCCACAUGUGACACAGAUGGGAUGUACGACAUUUGUAAAUCCUUCUUGUACAGUGCUGCUAAAUUUGACACUCAGGGAAAAGCAUUUGUCAAAGAGAGCUUAAAAUGCAUCGCCAACGGGAUCACCUCCAAGGUUUUCCUUGCCAUCCGGAGGUGCUCCACCUUCCAGAGGAUGAUCGCCGAGGUGCAGGAAGAGUGCUACAGCAAGCUGAAUGUCUGCAGUAUCGCCAAGCGCAACCCAGAAGCUAUCACUGAAGUCAUCCAGCUGCCCAAUCACUUCUCCAACAGAUACUACAACAGACUUGUCCGAAGCCUUCUGGAGUGUGAUGAAGACACAGUCCGCACCAUCAGAGACAGCCUGAUGGAGAAAAUUGGGCCCAACAUGGCUAGCCUCUUCCAUAUCCUGCAGACAGACCACUGUGCCCAGACACACCCCAGAGCUGACUUCAACAGGAGGCGCACAAAUGAGCCACAGAAGCUGAAAGUCCUCCUCAGGAACCUUCGAGGUGAGGGGGACUCUCCCUCCCACAUCAAACGCACCUCUCAUGAGAGUGCCUAAGCAGAGGGGGGUAUCCACAGCCUCGACGAAUAGCGUUUUAGGGGUGUUGACACACCAACUUUGAGUGUACUGUGCCUGGUUUGAUUUUUUUUUAAGUAAUCUCUAUUUUCUAUCCCCCCUUUAAAGAAAAUUGCAUGAAACUAGGCUUCCGUAAUCAAUAUCCCAACAUUCUGCAAUGACAGCACUAUUAUCAACGGAAUACAUGUGAUCAUUCAUCCUCUCCUUGAGAGACUGUAGUCUCUUUUAUCCCCUCUCUCUAUGAAUUCUUUUCCCAGAUUCCUACCAAUUGCUCCUCAAACACAAAACGUUCAUGUAACUUCCCAGUCAUUGUAAUCUGAAGACGUAGAGCCCUGUAGAAUGGUCACCCAGUAGAGUUAGCCAAUACAAAACAACUUUAUUUAAAUGCAUGUCUUAAAUGCUCAUAAAUAUGUUGAAUGGAAUUCGUGUUAUGAAUCUGUGCUGGCCAUGGACGAAUAUGAAUGUCACGUUUGAAUUCUUGAUCUCCAGCAAGUCUUAUGGUCUCUAUCCUCCAAUGCCUCAUUUCCUUUCUGACAUAUUUACCAAAUUGCUCAAGCCUGGUUCUCCCACCAGACUUUGAGCCAGCAUCUUCUUGCAUCUAAUGACAAACAGAAAGCUAACAUCUUAAUGUACUGUAACUGCUCAGAGCUUUAAAAGUAUCUUUAACAAUUGUCUUAAAAACAGAGAAUCUUAAGGUCUAACUGUGGAAUUAUAAAUAGCUGGAAACUAAUGUACUGUACAUAAAUUCCAGAGGACUCUGCUUAACUAAGCAGUCUAUAAGAACUUUAUCGCAUAUAGAUUUAGUUUUGUACCUUAGCUUUAUUUUCCUUUUCCUGGGAAUGAAAUAACUAUCUCACUUCCAGAUAUCCGCGUUCAUGCUCCUUGUGGCCUUUUUUAUAACUAAGGGGGUAGAAGUAGUUUUAACUCAACAUCAGAACUUCAGAUGGGCCUAUACGAGAUAGGAAAACCCAACAGGUUAUCUGAAGGACCCCAGGUAAAAUGUCAAUCUCCCAGCCCACCUCAACCCAGAGGCUAUAUUUGACUUAGGUGUAUCCUGAAACAGUUCUGUCACAUCCAACUGGGAAUUAGAGGACUCAAAAAGAUCACCCCUUUGGGCUUGGACACUGAGUGUGACAAGGCCUACUGUCCCCUUUGGAAGUGGCAGUUCUUGGCUCAUCACCUUCCAUCAGUGCCUGGCACUCUGGUCAGUGACGGUGUGGGAGAUUCUAAGCCAAUCAGGAAUGAGUCAAUCGGCCUUUGGGUCUUCAGUCUGGGGAAUCUGGGCUUGACGGGGUGUAAAUAACCCUGGGAUGUCCCGCCUUAAUAGACUCCUCUUACAUUGUCCUGUAACACGCUGCUUGCCAAAGUAGUCCUGGCAGCUGGACCAUCUCCGUAGGAUCUUUAAAGAAAAAAAAAAAAGAAAAAAGAAAAAAAAAAGAAAAAAUAUAGAGAGAAUGAAGGAGGGCGUAAGAGCUGGUGG
Molecule: messenger RNA, 2457 nt
Organism: Chionomys nivalis (European snow vole)
Lineage: Eukaryota; Metazoa; Chordata; Mammalia; Rodentia; Cricetidae
Gene: Stc1
Product: stanniocalcin 1
Exons: 4
Coding region: 216-959 (247 amino acids)
Biological process (GO): intracellular calcium ion homeostasis
Cellular component (GO): extracellular region
Molecular function (GO): hormone activity
Source: RefSeq, a predicted model, not a curated record